This is a messenger RNA of Crotalus tigris (Tiger rattlesnake), 5788 nucleotides long. RefSeq names its product plexin-A4-like. Gene Ontology annotation, molecular function: semaphorin receptor activity; protein binding. The coding region runs from base 78 to 4412 and encodes 1444 amino acids. The transcript is spliced from 30 exons. Gene Ontology annotation, cellular component: semaphorin receptor complex. NCBI's taxonomy places the organism in Eukaryota, Metazoa, Chordata, Lepidosauria, Squamata, Viperidae. Gene Ontology annotation, biological process: regulation of cell migration; regulation of GTPase activity; semaphorin-plexin signaling pathway involved in axon guidance. The record is from RefSeq and is a predicted model, not a curated record.
GCAUCGAUGGUCCCAUCAAAGGAGCUUUGGAGUAUGAAAUAGUCCAAGUGACCGACUCGGGACCGAUCCUAAGGGAUAUGGACUUCUCGGUGGAUCACAAGCACCUGUACGUCAUGUCGGAAAAACAGCUGAUCCGUGUACCGGUGGAAUCUUGCGAACAGUACAAAAGUUGCAGCGAGUGCCUGGGCUCGGGGGACCCCCACUGCGGAUGGUGUGUGCUUCACAACAUGUGCACCAGGAAGGAACAGUGUGAACGAUCCAGCGAACCUCGGAGGUUUGCCUCGGAGAUGAAGCAAUGCGUCCGACUCACCGUGCACCCCAACAACAUCUCAGUCUCCCAGUAUAGUGUGACACUGGUCUUGGAGACCUACAACGUGCCUGAGCUAUCCAAUGGGGUCAAUUGCUCCUUUGGGGACCUGGCAGAAAUGAACGGUGUGGUGUCGGGGAAUAAAAUCAAGUGCCUGUCGCCAGCAGCUAAAGAGGUCCCGAAGAUCAUCACGGAAAAUGGAGACCACCAUGUUGUCCAGCUCCAGCUCAAAUCCAAAGAAACGGGCAUGACUUUUGCCAGCACCAGCUUUGUCUUCUACAAUUGCAGCGUCCACACCUCGUGCCUCUCGUGCGUGGAGAGCCCGUACCGAUGCUAUUGGUGCAAAUAUCGUCAUGUUUGCACCCACGAACCUCGCAAUUGCCACUUCCUGGAAGGACAAGUCAAACUUCCUGAGGACUGUCCCCAGCUGCUGAAGGCCAACAAGAUCUUGGUCCCCGUGGAUGUUAUCAAGCCGAUCACCUUGAAGGCCAAAAAUUUGCCCCAACCGCAGUCCGGCCAGCGGGGCUAUGAAUGCAUCAUCACCAUCCAGGGGACUGAGAAGCGGGUGCCCGCCUUGAGGUUCAACAGUUCCAGCGUCCAAUGCCAGAACACUUCCUAUUCCUACGACGGGAUGGAGAUUAACAGCCUGCCGGUGGAUCUGACGGUCGUGUGGAAUGGGAAUUUCAACAUUGACAACCCAGCGCAGAAUAAAGUCCACCUCUACAAGUGCGGGGCCAUGAGGGACAGCUGUGGGUUGUGUCUGAAGGCGGAUCCCGACUACGAGUGUGGGUGGUGCGAAGACUUGAAUCAGUGUACGCUGAAGCACCAUUGCUCCGUUUUGGAGAACCGCUGGCUGGAACUUUUGGGAACCGGAGGCAAAUGCACGAAUCCGAAGAUUAUGGAAAUAAGUCCAGUGAGAGGACCUCGUGAAGGAGGGACGAGAGUGACCAUCCGAGGAGAAAACCUAGGUCUGAAGUUCUGGGACAUCGCAUCCCAUGUCAAAGUUGCAGGCGUGGAAUGCGUUCCCUUGGUGGAUGGAUAUAUCCCAGCCGAGCAAAUUGUUUGUGAGAUGGCCGAGGCAAAACUCAGUCAGCAUGCAGGAUAUGUGGACAUUUGUGUGGCUGAAUGCAGACCAGAAUUCAUGGCGAAAUCGUCCCAGUUCUAUUACUUCACGAUGCUGUCUCUUUCGGACCUCAGGCCAAAGCAAGGCCCGAUAUCCGGCGGGACGCAAGUCACGAUCACAGGCAAGAACCUGAACGCCGGAAGCAGCGUUUCCGUAAUGUUUGGCGAAUACCCUUGUCUUUUCCACCGGAGGACGGCAGAACACAUCAUUUGCAACACCACGGCUUUUGGGAACGUCUUGGAGAAGAACAUGGUGGAUGUCACCGUGAAGGUGGACAAGGCCACGUUGCGCAAGGAGCUGGAGAAGGCUAAGAUGCACAAGGAGCUCAAGUUCAAAUACGUGGAGGACCCAACCAUUUUGAGAAUUGAGCCCGAAUGGAGCAUUGUCAGUGGAAAUACACCUGUCACGGUUUGGGGUACCAACCUGGAUCUCAUCCAGAACCCUCAGAUCCGAGCCAAGUAUGGUGGGAAAGAACACAUCAAUGUCUGCGAAGUUCAGAACGAGACGGAAAUGGUCUGCCAGGCUCCGGCAUUGACGGUGGACCCUAAUAACCCGUCUGAUCUUGCCGAGCGGCCGGAUGAAUUUGGCUUUGUCUUGGACAAUGUCUUCUCCUUGCUGAUCCUCAAUAAGACCAAUUUCACCUACUACCCAAACCCUGUCUUUGAGGCCUUCAGUCCCCCCGGGAUUUUGGAACUGAAACCUGGAACCCCUCUGAUCUUGAAGGGGAAGAACUUAACCCCACCAGUGGCUGGAGGGAACGCCAAGCUGAAUUACACUGUGCUGAUUGGGGAGAAGCCCUGCGCGGUCACCGUCUCUGAUGUCCAACUGUUGUGUGAAUCCCCAAAUCUUACAGGACGGCAUAAAGUCACGGCUCGUGUCGGAGGCAUGGAAUUCUCCCCGGGCAUGGUCAACAUCUCCUCCGACAGCCCGCUCAGCCUGCCUGCCAUUGUCAGCAUUGCCGUGGCCGGCGGCCUCCUCAUCAUCUUCAUCGUGGCCGUCUUGAUCGCCUACAAGCGGAAGUCUCGGGAAAGUGACCUCACGCUGAAGCGGCUCCAGAUGCAGAUGGACAAUCUGGAGUCCAGGGUGGCUUUGGAGUGCAAGGAAGCUUUUGCAGAACUUCAGACAGAUAUCCAUGAAUUGACCAGUGAUCUGGAUGGAGCAGGAAUACCGUUCCUGGAUUAUCGGACGUAUACCAUGAGAGUCCUUUUCCCCGGGAUUGAAGACCAUCCAGUACUAAGGGAUCUGGAGGUUCCUGGCUAUCGGCAAGAACGGGUGGAGAAAGGUCUGAAGUUCUUUGCCCAGCUCAUCAACAACAAGGCCUUCCUCCUCUCCUUCAUCCGCACCCUGGAGUCUCAGCGCAGCUUCUCCAUGAGAGACCGUGGCAAUGUGGCCUCCCUCAUUAUGACGGUGCUGCAGAGCAAGCUAGAAUAUGCCACCGACGUUCUCAAGCAGCUCCUGGCCGACUUGAUUGACAAGAACCUGGAGAGCAAAAACCACCCCAAGUUAUUACUUCGGAGGACGGAAUCUGUGGCAGAGAAGAUGCUGACUAACUGGUUCACCUUUCUCCUAUAUAAAUUCCUCAAGCAGGAUCCCGCGGCGAAGUCAGAAAAAAUCACGGAGUCCUCUUUUUGUGACCCAUAUAAGAAUGGGGAAUGUGCUGGCGAACCUCUUUUUUCCCUCUUCUGCGCCAUCAAGCAGCAAAUGGAGAAGGGGCCUAUAGAUGCCAUCACGGGAGAAGCCCGCUAUUCCUUAAGCGAAGACAAACUCAUCCGGCAGCAGAUCGACUAUAAGACCUUGGUCCUUAGUUGCGUGAACCCCGAUAAUGUGAACAGCCCUGAGAUUCCAGUGAAGAUCUUGAACUGUGACACCAUCACUCAAGUGAAGGAGAAGUUCCUUGAUGCCAUCUUCAAGAACGUGCCCUGUUCUCAUCGGCCCAAAGCUGCGGAUAUGGAUCUUGAAUGGCGGCAGGCCAACGGGACCAGAACAAUCCUUCAGGAUGAAGAUCUCACCACCAAGAUUGAAAACGACUGGAAGAGGUUGAACACUCUUGCCCAUUAUCAGGUGCCAGACGGGUCUCUGGUGGCUUUGGUGUCCAAGCAAGUUACUGCUUACAACGCAGUGAACAAUUUCACCGUCUCAAGGACUUCGGCAAGCAAGUAUGAAAACAUGAUCCGAUACACCGGAAGUCCGGACAGUUUGCGUUCCCGGACGCCCAUGAUUACGCCCGACCUAGAAAGUGGUGUGAAGAUGUGGCAUUUAGUGAAGAACCACGAGCAUGGCGAUCAGAAAGAAGGGGAUCGAGGGAGCAAGAUGGUAUCUGAAAUCUACCUGACAAGGCUGCUAGCCACUAAGGGCACUUUACAGAAGUUCGUGGACGACCUCUUCGAGACGAUCUUCAGCACCGCACAUCGGGGCAGUGCGCUGCCCCUGGCCAUCAAGUACAUGUUUGACUUCCUGGAUGAGCAAGCCGAUAAGCACAACAUCCACGAUCCUCACGUGCGGCACACCUGGAAGAGCAAUUGCUUGCCCUUGAGGUUUUGGGUGAACAUGAUCAAAAAUCCGCAGUUUGUCUUCGACAUUCACAAGAACAGCAUCACAGAUGCCUGCUUAUCGGUGGUAGCACAAACCUUCAUGGAUUCUUGUUCAACCUCAGAGCACCGUUUGGGCAAAGAUUCCCCGUCUAAUAAACUGCUUUAUGCCAAGGAUAUCCCCAGCUACAAGAACUGGGUAGAAAGGUACUACUCAGAUAUAGGCAAGAUGCCAGCGAUUAGCGACCAGGAUAUGAAUGCGUAUCUAGCUGAGCAAUCACGUAUGCACAUGAACGAGUUCAACAGCAUGAGCGCACUCUCCGAGAUCUACUCGUACGUGGGCAAGUACAGCGAAGAGAUCCUAGGAGCCCUGGAUCAGGACGACCAAGCCGGCAAGCAGAAACUCACCUACAAACUUGAACAAGUUGUAACCCUCAUGAGCAUAGACAGCUGAGAACUGCCCCCCCCCACUAGAGGACUUUUCCGGGAGGGAUUGACACAAGCAAAUGAACACACACGUACACAUACUCACAAACACAAAAGACAAAAAAAAAACCAAGCCGUGCCUCAGUCCAGUUUUUUCAUCAAGUGCAAGUUUCCAACUGGCUGCCAAGGAGAGCUACCAGAAGACGCUUUGAAGUCUCCGAGCCUCGCCCGCCGGACCCACCAACCCCGAGGAACACGUCCUCAAGGAUUUGAGGAACAUCUCUAAGGAGGACUCCCCAAAGACAGGGAAGGUCCAGGUGGGGGUCCCCGAGGUUCCUCUUUGGUGGCAACCAGAAUGUACCGCUGCCUGCUCCAUGAACCGAGUGGGAGUAACGUUGGGGUUCACCUCCAUCAUGCUUUGCUGCUUUGAGGGCACGCCGUCCUGGGGCUCACCCGUGCCGAACGGAGCCCAGGGUUCACGCAGAAGCUGUGCCAGGAGAGAUUUCCUCUCUUGCCUUCAGACAUCCCCACCAGUGUGUGGGGUGGGGGAAAAAAAACCCUACAAAACUUCUUCUCCAGUGGCUGCCUCUCCUCAGUCUUUGCCCUCCAGAAGAGGAAUGGAGAGGUUGCUGCAGAGGAACGUCAUGGAUAGAAGGCCCUCAGCGACCUGUGAACCGAGGGGAUUGUCCACCGAUCUCUGGAGAUUGGGUGGGGAAGGGAAGUCAGCCUUUCCCCUCUUCCCCUCUUCUGAUUUUUCAUACGGUUUCCUUCUUUUUUUUUCUGUUCAGUUUGGUUUGGGGGAUCAAUCAUGGUUACUUGCGUUGUCACGGAAAGAGAGCUGCUUCUCGCAAUCCUAGGUCAUCCGCAUCCCCACCCGUUCCUUCUCCUGUUACGUCGACAAGCACCCCAGAUCCUUUUGCUUCUCCUCCUUAAACCAGCAAUGUCGUCUCUGCUGGGGAAAAGGCAGCUCAACCUGAGUUGGGGCCUGCCCUUGAAGACGCCCCAAAGGGUAUCUCCCGUUUUCUCUCUCUGGACUGCCUUCCUAAACCACCAGGCCCAGCCGAGGCCCAGAAAUAAGAGCCAGCGUUAUGGAUAAGGCCGAGGCCCCGAGCCUGGAAUUGGAGGUGGGGAGGUUGAAGAUAAAAGAGUUUGUUAUUUUGAGUUGUUGGUGUGUGUGUUUGUGUCGUAACCAUGCCUUUCCCAACGAAAUGGAAGUUGCGAUGGCCAUAAUAGGAUCUGUUCGAUUUCCUACCGGGUCUUCCUCUGCGGAACCAUCAUUACAGCUGGGAUAAUCAGUCAAUCAGAAUAGAGCUGGAAGGGACCUUGGAGGUCUUCUAGUCCAGCCCCUUGCUUAAGCAGGAGACCUUAUACCAUUUCAGACAGGUGACUGUCCAGUCUUUUCUU